Leucoraja erinaceus (little skate) is the source of this 9872-nucleotide messenger RNA. RefSeq names its product teneurin transmembrane protein 1 (gene tenm1). The transcript is spliced from 35 exons. The record is from RefSeq and is a predicted model, not a curated record. Bases 460 to 8637 code for a protein of 2725 amino acids. Gene Ontology annotation, biological process: signal transduction; neuron development; heterophilic cell-cell adhesion. NCBI's taxonomy places the organism in Eukaryota, Metazoa, Chordata, Chondrichthyes, Rajiformes, Rajidae. Gene Ontology annotation, cellular component: neuron projection; membrane. Gene Ontology annotation, molecular function: protein heterodimerization activity; cell adhesion molecule binding; protein homodimerization activity.
CUCCCCAGACCCAUUGAAGUGCAAUUUGUAUCGGUGUCGGAAUGUUCAGCCACUGAGAAGCAGAGAGCGCACAAGGUUACAGAUUAAUGAGGAAGGAAGUCACCGCUUGCACCAGGAACUAGUCGAUGAGGAACGGAAGCAGGUUUAUCAUUUCACCAAUUUGCUGUCUUGACUCGCUGUUUCCCACAGAAUCACCACAUCCUCCUACAACUGAGCCUGUAGUCCAACCAAAAACAGAGGGAGAAACAGGUCAUUUAGAGAAUGCUGCAUUUUCUAUAAGAGUCUACUUUAAGGAACUGAAUUCUGAGGGUGCAGGUUCACAGUCACUGCUGUAUUCUGGAAUCUCACCGAAUAUGCUUGGUAGUGGCGGCAAAAGUGAUUCACCUUCUGAUCCAGGUCUUUGUCGAUUAAGGAUUUUGGCCUCCCGGGUUUAAUGUCCAUGUGCCAUCGACACGCGGAAUGGAUCAGAUGGAUUGUAAACCUUACCAGCCGCUGCCCAAAGUUCGGUGCGAGAUGGAACUAGCGUACACAAGUUCAUCAGACGAGAGCGACGAUGGCCAGAGCACCCACAAAUCUCUGGACUCCAGGGAAACGCUCCACGAAUACAGUAAUGAGUUGCGGAUGAAUUACAACUGUCAUAAGAAAGAUAUUAUGCAAACAGUUGAAGAAUCGAGGCAAGCUAUAGAGUUCUGUGAAGCUCCAUCAGUGUUGUGUGGUGGAUAUCAGACAGACAGAUGCGAUCCUUCUCAGCACGGAUACCCAAUGAUAAUGGGAUCUGAUGUUGACACCGAGACAGAAGGGGCGACGUCUCCGGAUCACGCUUUACGGCUGUGGAUGCAAGAAAUCAAAUCGGAACACAGCUCAUGUCUCUCAAGCCGAGCAAACUCGAUGCUUUCCCUCACUGACACUGAACAGGAAAGGAAGUCUGAUGCAGAAAAUGAACUGCCUGUUGGAUCUCACAGCAAAUUCACAUUCAGGCCCCUACCACCGCCACCACCGCCUCCACACGGCUGCACGUGUCGAAGCCAACAAACCCACUCCUUGGACUCACUGCAGAGAAACACAAUGACUCUGCAAAGCCACCUCAGCCCAGCGUCCACUGAGCCUCCUGCCAACGCCCAACAAGAUACAGCACAGCUCCACAACAGCUGGGUGCUUAACAGCAACAUACCACUGGAGACCAGGCAUUUCUUGUUUAAACCAGGGUCUGGGACUUCCAGUCUCUAUGGUACCACCAACCCAAGCUAUCCUCUGACCUCGAACACUGUUUACUCUCCGCCUCCGAGACCCCUUCCUAGAAGCACUUUCUCCAGACCUGCCUUCACUUUCAACAAACCUUACAAGUGUUGCAAUUGGAAGUGUACAGCUCUAAGUGCAACAGCCAUUACAGUAACACUCGCCCUCCUUCUUGCCUACGUUAUUGCCGUGCAUCUGUUUGGCCUGACAUGGCAGCUGCAGCCGGUCCACGGACAACUCUACGAGAACGGGGGAAGCAAAUCUUUCACUGGGCUGGAAAACCUGGAUAUCACCUCUUCGACCCAGGGUGGAAAAGGCUCAGACAAAGAUGACAUGAAAGACAAAGGAGGUCUCGGAGGAAAAACUGUGAAUGUGUUUCAACGAGGGAGGGCCAUCGACACAGGAGAAGUGGAUAUUGGAAUGCAGGUGAUGCAAACCAUUCCCCCAGGUCUCUUCUGGAGGUUUCAAGUCACCACAGAUCAUCCGCUCUACCUGAAAUUCAACGUGUCAUUGGCUAAAGAUGCCUUGUUGGGGAUCUAUGGUCGACGAAACCUUCCGCCCACCCACACACAGUUUGAUUUUGUGAAGCUCUUGGAUGGAAAGCAGUUGAUUAAGCAUGAAGUGAAAACGUCGGAGAAAUCGAAGAACACACCUCAGAAUUUAAUACUGAUGACCCUUCAGGAGGCCGGAUUCAUCGAAUAUAUGGAUGCAGGAACAUGGCACUUUGCCUUCUACAAUGAUGGGAAGAAGGUGGAACAGGUCUUUGUACUGACGUCUGUAAUAGAAUCAAUGGAUGAAUGUUCUACCAAUUGCAAUGGAAAUGGAGAGUGCGUGUCUGGACACUGCCACUGUUUUCCAGGAUUCAUUGGACCCGACUGUGCGAGAGACUCGUGCCCGGUACUGUGUAGUGCCAAUGGCCAGUACGACAGAGGACACUGCUUAUGCCACAAUGAAUGGAAGGGGCCUGAGUGUGACGUGCCAGGGGAUGAGUGCAUUGAUCCAACCUGCCACGGUCAUGGCACAUGCGUCGCUGGGAUGUGCAUCUGUGUUCCUGGCUACCGUGGAGAAAGCUGUGAGGAAGAAGACUGCUUGGAUCCGACGUGUUCAGGACAUGGUGUGUGUGUGCAGAGUAAAUGCCACUGUACUGCUGGCUGGGGAGGUCUCAAGUGUGAAACGCCGGCUCCAGUUUGUCACGAGCAAUGUUCGGGCCAUGGAACCCUCCUGCCCGACCCAGACACCUGCAACUGUGACCUCAACUGGACUGGGCCUGACUGCUCCACAGAGAUCUGUGAGGUGGACUGUGGUGAGCAUGGCGUGUGCUUGGGUGGCCUGUGCCACUGUGAGAAAGCAUGGGGCGGCCAGGCCUGUGACCAGCAUGUCUGCCACCCUCGCUGCACAGAGCAUGGAAAGUGUAAGGAAGGCAAAUGUGAGUGCAGUUCUGGCUGGGAGGGAGAGCACUGCACUGUCGCACAACAUUUGGAUAAUGUUGUAAAAGAGGGAUGCCCCGGGUUGUGCAAUGGAAAUGGAAGAUGUACACUGGACCAAAAUGGAUGGCAUUGCGUCUGCCAAGCAGGCUGGAGUGGAGCAGGAUGCAACGUCAUCAUGGAGAUGGCGUGUGAUGACAACCGAGACAAUGAUGGAGAUGGUUUAACAGACUGCACGGACCCGGACUGCUGCAGACAAACCAUUUGUUACACUGGACAGCUCUGCCAAGGAUCACCUGACCCACUUGACCUGAUUCAGCAAAGCCAAUUGCCCUUUCCCUUCCACCCCCCAAGACUCUUCUAUGAUAGAAUCAAGUUCCUGGUUGGCAAAGGGAAUACCCAUGUGCUCCCCAGUGAUGGUCUGUUUGACAGCAACAGUGUCUGUGUGGUUCGAGGGCAGGUGGUCGCUGUGGAUGAAACCCCACUGGUCGGUGUGAACAUCAGCUUCCUGAACCAUGAAGACUAUGGGUACACCAUCAGCCGACAGGAUGGCAGUUUUGAUCUCGUGGCAAUUGGAGGGAUCUCCAUCACGCUAGUCUUUGAGCGCGCCCCCUUCAUCACGGUAAACCGCACCCUCUGGUUGCCAUGGAACAGGUUUGUCGUUAUGGAUAAAGUCAUCAUGAAGAGAACAACAUCUAAUCCUCCUUUCUGCGACCUCAGUAGCUUCUCGACCCUGAAUCCGAUUGUUCUUCCUUCGCCGCUGACCACGUUUACGGGGUCUUGUCCGCAGCGAGGACCUGCCAUCCCAGAAAUACAAGUUGUGCAGGAAGAGAUUGCAGUCCCAGCCAGUUUUGUGAAGCUCAGCUACCUCAGCAGUCGGGCUCCUGGGUACAAGUCUUUGUUGAGGAUUGUCAUGGCCCAUGGCUUCAUCCCAACUGGAUUAGUCAAGGUCCAUUUGAUGAUCGCUAUUGAGGGCCGCCUCUUCCAGAAGUGGUUUCCUGCCAGGCCUGACCUCGUGUACACUUUCACAUGGAACAAAACAGAUGUUUACGGGCAGAAGGUAUCUGGUCUCGCCCAAGUGGAAGUUUCAGUGGGUUAUGAAUAUGAAGCCUGUCCUGAUGUGAUUCUCUGGGAGAAACGGACUGCCAUUCUUCAAGGGUUUGAAAAGGAUGCCUCCAAUCUCGGGGGAUGGUCCUUGGACAAGCAUCAUGCGUUGAAUGUACAAAGUGGGAUACUGCACAAAGGCAAUGGAGAAAACCAGUUCAUAUCCCAGCAGCCAUUUGUCAUUGCCAGCAUCAUGGGAAAUGGCCGCCAGCGAAGUGUGGCCUGUCCAAACUGCAACAGCCUGGCAAAGGACAAUAAACUGUACGCACCAGUCGCUCUGGCGUGUGGCUCAGAUGGCAGCAUCUACAUCGGGGACUUCAAUUUUGUCCGUCGAAUCUUCCCGUCUGGAAACGCCAUCAAUAUUUUAGAGUUGAGAAAUAGAGACAUGAGGCACAGCCACAGCCCCGCUCACAAGUAUUACCUCGCGGUCGAUCCAGUUUCGGGAAUGCUCUACCUGUCGGACACCAGCACCAGGAGAGUGUACAGAGUCAAGUCCCUCACGCAAACCAAAGAUCUCUUAAGGAAUUCUCAGGUGGUGGCUGGAACCGGUGAUCAAUGUCUCCCAUUUGAUCAGAACCAUUGUGGAGAUGGGGGCAGAGCCUUUGAAGCCUCACUCACCAGUCCCAGAGGAAUAGCUGUAGACAAGUAUGGGUUUAUCUUCUUUGUGGACGGGACCACCAUCCGAAAGGUCAAUCAGGACGGGAUCAUCACGACGAUAAUCGGCUCCAAUGGCCUGACGUCAACGCAACCUCUGAGCUGCGACUCGGUCAUGGAUAUCUCACAGGUGCGCCUGGAGUGGCCGACUGACCUGGCCGUCAACCCCAUCGAUAAUUCGCUCUAUGUGCUCGACAACAACAUCGUGCUCCAGGUACUGGAAACCAGCCGGGUCCGGAUCGUGGCUGGCCGGCCCAUCCACUGCCAGGUGCCAGGCAUCAACCAUUACCUCCUGAGCAAGAUGGCCAUUCACUCCACGCUGGAGUCGGCCAGAGCCAUCGCUGUCUCCCACAGCGGCGUGCUGUACAUCGCCGAGACCGAUGAGAGGAAGAUCAACCGCAUACAGCAGGUCACCACCAACGGCGAGAUCUUCAUCUUCGCUGGCACCUCAACCGAAUGUGACUGCAAGAUCGACCCCAACUGCAAUUGCUUUUCAGGUGAUGGCGGCUAUGCCAAAGAUGGGAAACUGAAGACACCGACCUCCCUGGCCGUAUCUCCAGAUGGAACCCUGUACAUAGCGGACCUUGCCAACAUCCGUAUCCGGGCCGUGACCCGGAACAAACCCCGCUACAGCCGUUCCAACCUGUACGAGGUGGCUUCGCCCGCCGACCAGGAGCUGUACCUCUUCAACGUCAACGGGACUCACCUGAACACCUUGAACCUGAUAACGGGCGACUACAUCUACAACUUCAGUUACAACGGCGAGGGCGAUGUCAGCACCAUCUCUGGCAACAACGGCAACUCUCUCCACAUUCGCCGCGAUGCCAACGGGGCACCCCUCUGGCUCGUGGUGCCUGGGGGACAAGUGUACUGGUUGACCAUCAGCAACAACGGAGCCUUGAAAAGGGUAUCCACCCAUGGCAACGACCUGGCCAUGCUAACCUACCACGGCAACACUGGCCUGUUGGCAACGAAGAACAAUGAAAAUGGAUGGACAACAGUUUACGAGUACGACAGCGAUGGCCACCUGACAAAUGUGACGUUUCCAACGGGACAGGUCAGUACUUUCUACAGCGAGGUGGACAAAUCCGUACAAGUGGAGGCAAAUCUAUCAAACAAAGAGAACUUCGCUGUUACAACCAACUUCUCAGCUACCAAUGCAGCUUAUAUACUCAGGCAAGAGCACAUUCAAAACACCUACUGGGUUGGCCCCGAUGGCUCUUUACGAGUGACCUUUGCCAGUGGAAUGGAGUUGUCUCUACAGACCGAACCUCACCUGUUGGCCGGAGCAGCAAACCCUACAAUGGGAAAAUGUAACAUCUCAUUGCCCACUGAACACAAUCCUAACAUAGUGGAGUGGAGGCAGAGGAAGGAGCAGACAAAGGGGACUCUCGCCGUCUUUGGGAGGAGGUUCAGGGCUCACAACAGAAACCUGCUGUCCAUAGACUUUGACCGGGUCACCAGGAUCGGAAAGAUUUACGAUGACCACCGCAAAUUUACUCUCAAGAUCCAGUAUGACCGAUCGGGGCGGCCGGUUCUGUGGACACCCAGUAACAACUUCAACGAGGUCAAUGUCACCUACUCCCCAAUGGGCCUGGUUACAGGCAUGCAGAGAGGAACUUGGGUGGAAAGAAUGGAAUAUGAUCAGAGCGGCCGGAUUAUAUCCCGGGUGCUGGCAGAUGGAAAAAUAUGGAGCUACACUUACUCGGAAAAGUCUGUGACGCUCCUGCUGCACAGCCAGCGAAGAUACAUUUUUGACUACGAUCUGACUGAUCGACUUUACUCAGUCACCAUGCCCAGCAUGGUCCGACACACCAUGCAGACCAUUUGCUCCGUCGGGUACUAUAGGAAUAUCUACACUCCGCCUGAUGGCAGCGCCUCCGUCAUACAGGAUUACAUGGAGGACGGCCGCUUGCUCCAGACAUUAUUCCUUGGCACCGGGCGUAUGGUGGUCUACAAGUACACCAAACUGUCCAAGUUCUCCGAGAUUCUCUACGACACCACUCAGGUCAACUUCACCUACGACGAGGCUGCCGGUGUGAUUAAAACCAUCCAGCUGGUGCAUGAGGGAUUCACCUGCACGGUCCGAUUCAGGCAAACAGGUCCACUGGUGGCACGGCAGAUCUUUAGGUUCAGCGACGAAGACCUCGUCAACGCUCGGUUUGACUACAGUUAUAAUAACUUCCGGAUUACCAGCAUGCAGGCCAUGAUCAACGAAACCCCACUGCCCAUCGAUCUGUAUCGACAUGACGAUGUCUCUGGCCGGUCCGAGCAGUUCGGAAAGUUCAGCGUGAUCUACUACGAUCUCAACCAAAUCAUCACCACCACCGUCAUGACACACACCAAGAAGUUCAAUGCCAACGGCCAAGUGCGAGAAGUCCAAUUUGAGAUUCUCCGAUCCAUCACCUACUGGAUGACGGUCCAAUACGACAACAUGGGACGCAUGAUAGUGUGCGAAGUGAGAGUGGGUCCCGAUACCAAUCUCACAAAGCACUCCUACGAAUACGAUGCUGACGGGCAGCUCCAAACCGUGUCCAUCAACAACAAACCCCAGUGGCGAUACAACUAUGACCUGAACGGCAACAUUAACUUGAUGAGCUACGAAAACAGCGCCCAUUUAACCCCGCUAAGAUAUGACCUGCGAGACAGGAUCACCCGGUUCGGGGAGGUGCCGUACAAGACGGAUGAGGAUGGCUUCCUCCAGCAGCGAGGAGACACCAUAUUCGACUACAACUCCAACGGCCUGCUCGACAGAGCGUACAGUGCCAUCGCAGGCUGGAGCGUGCUGUACCGCUACGACGGGUUAGGGAGGCGCGUCGCCCAGAAAACAAACGCCGGCCAACACCUGCAAUUCUUUUACGCCGACCUCAUUAACCCAACCAGAGUCACUCACAUUUACAACCACACCAACUCUGAGAUCACGUCACUCUACUACGACCUCCAGGGCCAUCUCAUCGCCAUGGAGAUCAGCAAUGGCGAAGAGUUUUACGUGACCUGUGACAACACAGGAACCCCCCUGGCUGUCUUCAGCAAUUCUGGACAGGUCAUUAAACAGAUGCAAUACACGCCUUAUGGAGAUAUCUACCGGGAUACCAACGCAGAUUUCCAAGUGAUUAUUGGUUUUCACGGAGGGCUUUACGACCCCCUGACCAAGCUCUUGCAUUUAGGCCGCCGUGAUUAUGACGUUGUGUCUGGCCGUUGGACAACGCCAAACUACGAUCUCUGGAAGGACUUAAAUAACAAUCUCUUUCCAUUCAACCUGUAUUCAUUUAAAAGUAACAACCCGGUCAGCACUGUUCAGGACAUCGCACAAUUCACUACAGACAUUGGAAGCUGGCUGGAGCUGUUUGGAUUUCAGUUGCACAAUGUGGUUCCUGGAUUCCCAAAGCCUGAAAUGAACGUCAUGGAAGCGACGUAUGAACUUCUGAAAACUCAAACCAGAACACAAGACUGGGAUCCCAGCAAGGUUGUGCUGGGCAUACAGUGCGAACUGCAGAAGCAGCUGAAAAGCUUCAUCUCCCUGGAGCGGCUGCCCCAGGCCUACAUCAGGAACUACCACAAAUGCCAGGACAAGCGGCCGAGGUUUGCGGCGGUCGCCUCCGUCUUCGGCAGGGGGGUCAAGUUCGCCGUGAAGGACGGCCAGGUGACGGCCGACAUCAUCGGGGUGGCCAGCGACGACAGCAGGCGUAUCGCCGCCAUCCUGAACGGGGCCGACUACCUGGAGAACCUCCACUUCACCGUGGACGGCCGGGACACGCACUACUUCGUCAAGUCGGGGCCGCUGGAGGAAGACCUGAUCAUCGUCGGCAACACGGGGGGAGGCCGCGUGCUGGAGAACGGCGUCAACGUGACCGUCUCCCAGAUGACCUCGGUGGUGAACAGAAGGACUAGAAGGUUCGCAGACAUUCAGCUGCAGUACGGGGCCCUGGGCUUCAACAUUCGCUACGGCGCCACCAUCGACGAGGAGAAGGUCCACGUGCUGGAGAUGGCCAGGCAGCGGGCAGUAGACCGUGCCUGGGCAAAGGAACAGCGGCGGCUGCAAGAGGGGGAGGUAGGGGCGAGGCCCUGGACUGAUGGGGAGAGGCCACAGCUGCUGAGCAAUGGACGAGUGCAAGGCUACGACGGCUAUUUUGUAUUGCCCGUGGAACAGUUUCCGGAUCUUUCCGACAGUGCCAACAACAUCCAGUUCAUGAGACAGAGUGAAAUAGGAAAAAGGUAACGGCGUGGGAAAGCCUGCCUUUCAGUCACCAAAGACUGCCUGUUUUUCAAAACAUUUAUUGAUUUGCUGUACUCUUUUUCUAGAAUGAUAUCCUGUACAUAUUGUGAUGGAGAAAUGUCGAUUUUCAAGCUGCCUUCAAAUGUGAUAAAAAAUAUGGUAUUUGAAUAAUACCAUUGUUUAGCAUUCCUUUGAGAGGUUGGAAACUGAUCGGGCUCAUAAUCAGACGUCACACCAGGGGUGAUCAGUCCAGAUCAGACAUAAAUCUAUACUAUAGUUCCUGAUUACACUAGUAGGAGUUGAGUGCAUUCAUUAAAUACUGUACUUUGUCCCUAAUGUACAACGAGAAAAAUGCCAACUGUGUUCCUCGCAAGAGUUCAGAGUCACUUAUUUUCUGUCACACAAUGACUGUCCACGGAUACAUGGCAUUACUGGGCGACAUAGGAUAGCUAAAGAUGUUUAAUUUUGAUAUUCUUUAUUUUUUAUUUAAUUGUGAAUGGUCUAUAAUACUGUGAGCAAGAAGACUAUGUCGAUCGGUGUGUAAUGCACAGUACACCUAUUUUAAACUGCUUUUGGUGGUGGGUGGUAGUGAAAGGCUGAUGUUCAUUAUUUUCCCAGUAAAAAAACAUAUCUUUGUUGUUCACCAUUAAAAAAAAAACAGUUAUUUCCUCAAUUAAAAAAAUCAAUUUGAUGGUGUAAUUGCUAGUUUAAAGAGCAAUUUGGUUUUAUUUUUCAGGUAUAACCAUACCAAGAGGUAUACAUUGAGAUGUGACUUCUUCACUAACUUUUGUGUAAUUAAUUUUAGAAUGUAGUCUUGGCCUGACCCCAGUACAUAUUUACAAUAUGCGCAGGGCAAGCCGGACAAGUUGUUAAUAUUUUUAAUUAUGUUGUAAAGUUCCUGGUAAACACUAUUAAUGCCAGCCAUUGCGACCUGCUAAUUGUUACGUGUUUUCAUGUACUAAGUAUGCAAUCUGCAUUCAAAAGCAAGAUAUGAUGGACAUUAGUUCUGGAUUUGUGGAAUCAACUGAUUCUGUAUGGAAGUUUAUAAAUAAAUGUAGCGCAAUGGGGCUGGAUAUUAAAUCUCAUUCAUUCACCAAUAGUUGAGUGAAUCAAUGCAGGACUAUGCCAAAAUGUGAUGUUGCUCAACUUCUCACUGGUCAAGAGUGGUUUAUUGUCAAAUGUCCCAGACAGAGCAAUGAAAAUUCUUACUUGCAGCAAGCACAAUAUACAAACAUAUG